AUGAUGAACGACUUGAAACAGCCUUGCUCCUCUCCUACCAAUCGAUACUCGGCAUCUUCAUCACGAAGAAAAUUUUCUCUUCCUCUCUUCCGAACGAAACAAGAAUGCGAGCAAGAAGCAUUAGAAUUUGCUUCCAAUUUUAUGAUCAUUUUCGAAGAGAUGAUGAAUAACGAGGUUGCAAGGGCAGAGUUCAAACACUUUUUGAAAGAAGAGGCCCACAAUGAGGAGCCUAUUAAUUUCCUAGACGAUCUUGAAAUCUAUUCUAAAGAAUUCAAGAAGACCAACGACUGCUUCUUGCAAGACGAUGUUCAAACUUCCUCCAGUACUUUCAAACGCGUCACCAAAUUGUACAAUCAAGCUCACAAAAUCAUUGAGAAGUAUAUUGCGUUUCAAGGACAUAGUGAACUGAAUUUGGGUCAUUCUCAAAACUCUACACUACGAGAAUGGAGUAAAAUUGAGUACUUGAUGCAACUGAUCACGUCAACACAGGAGGAAGUAUCUGUGGACACGACUGGAAGCCCUCCUAGCUCACCAAAAAGCCCUACAUCACCACUUUCUCCAACCAACUUAUUCUUUUCAAAUUUCCCUACUGUUACAUCUUAUGGUGCUCAAGCCAGACGCGAACAGACUCAUUCUAAACCCAAUCCCAAAAGAAUUCUCUAUAAUAGAGAUUUAGUACGUCAAAUGAUGGAAUUGCUAGACGCAAAGCAACUGUUUGAAUCUUGCAAAGUGAAUGUGAACUUGGAUUUGAAAUUGGAUCAAUUUCCAAGAUUCACACGAUCCAAAUGUUGCCAUUUGUUUCUCUUUUUCAACGGAGAAUCGUUUGCACGAACCAUAGCUGUGGAUAUUUCAAAAGGAAGAAACGUGGAUGUGAGAUUUAGACCUAAAGAUUUUGAGACACAACUCGUAACAGAUAAGGACAUUUAUUUCGCCUUUUCCAUGUGUGAAGACGAUCUACACUGGGAAUUGGUAUAUGACAGCAAGCAAAUCAAGUUGUUUCACUCAAAAGCAAACUUUUUAUUUGGCAAAGAUCCUUCCUCAAUGCAUCUUUCAAAAUCAGUAAUGACUCUGCCAUUCCCUGUUGAACAGAUAUGGAAUGCAUUUUGUCAUCAAGAUUUUAGAUUCAAACUUCACGAUCGACUAUUACCAGGAAGUUGCUCUCUUGAAUAUAUUCCUCCUGUUAAAUCCACUGACACUGAUCCACAGAAAGGAUUAGUGAUUGAGGAACGAGAAGACCUUUACAAUAGUGAUGCACCACCUCUUGGGAUUGCCUUGGGAUUCUUGGGAAUUGAUGCAAAGCUUCCAUUGGUCAAGAAAAGAGUUUGUUCAAUCUCCCAAACGUGCAUCUACGAUCCACAUGCACAAUGCUAUGUAAAUGUAGGUCAUUCCACAUCACCUCUUUCUCAUUCUCAACAAUACCAAGAUUUUGCACGUGAGAAAGUUGUCAUGGACCUACUAUUCUGUCACAUGUUUUUCCGGGUGAACAUGAAUACAACUCGAUUCGUUCAAGUUUAUUACUUGGACCACAAACUUCCUCAAGCCCUAUCACAAAGCAUCAUCACGAAACAGUCAAAGACCAUGUUUGAAAAUUUUGAAAGCACCAUACAACAAAGUAGAUGCUGCCAAUCAUCAUGUCAGAAUCAUGUCACCCCUUCUCCUUCGUUAGACGUAUUCAAAAUUCAAAAAGCCCUCGACGACAAUUCUCGUCUAUAUCCCAACCGAUCUUGGUUCAAAGAAUAUGAAUCAAGAAAGAAACAAACUAUCCCACCCUCAACCGAUGAUAGUGUAGCAUUCCCUCGAGUUCAUACAUCAGGCAGAAAGAGUUCCUACCUAUAA
Naegleria lovaniensis is the source of this 1836-nucleotide messenger RNA. RefSeq lists its product as uncharacterized. The transcript has a single exon. The coding region runs from base 1 to 1836 and encodes 611 amino acids. Lineage: Eukaryota; Heterolobosea; Eutetramitea; Acrasida; Naegleriidae. The record is from RefSeq and is a predicted model, not a curated record.